GCCCUCAAUAGACAAAUAAACAAGUAUUUAAUGAUCGACUCGAUAUCACAUCACACGAUACUGCAUUAAAACAGCGGACAGAACAAAACAAAAAUCACCGAAAAUGUCAAAGAAUUCGGCCCAAAAUGGUGGCAGCGGUGAGCCGAACAUGCACGAGAUCAACAUGCAGCGAGAGUCGUGGUGCACGGUGGAGAUGAACAGCCGCCAGGACUGGUGCCGGGCCGAGCGGAAACACGACAAGAACGCGUUCAAGAGCUCGGUGUUUAGCGAGGGCCAAUCACAGCCCGAUAGCGAUUCACGGUGUACUUUCGAGGUGAACGACAAAACGCAUAAAGAGCGGAGACAUUUCCCCAACAAAUCAUAUUACAGUCAUCUAGCAAUUUAACUACCUAGCUGACUACACUGGGCUGAGUGCAACACCUCAAUGAACGAGCAGACUUCACGGUGUCUUCUGUGGAUCCUGCUUGGCUUUCUUGGAAUAGUUGAAGCUACACUGAAUCUACACUGACUGACUCUUUAUGAUGAGCUACUUUACCGGAGUGGAACAAAGGCCUAACUAUCACCACACUGUUUUAUUUUCAAGCAGGGAUAUCAAUAUUAAUUCAUAUUUAACAAAUGUCAUAUGAGCUAAUUUGCAGAGUUAAGUAAUCUUUUUUCGGGGGGGGGGGGGGGGGGGGGUUCCAUCAGUGGUAUUGCCCACAAUUUCUAUGAAGUUGAUAUAACUUAAAAUAUUUUGUUCAAAGUCAGUUUUCCUUUGUGUUUAUUUUUAAAAAAUAUAUUGCAACUGUAUAACUUUCUCCCGGGGCUUAUUAAGAACACAGAAUGUAUAACAUUUCUAAAUACACGUAUUAAUUAUUCCAUUAGCUUGAGUUUAAUGCAAGAUUUGAAUCAUUUGCGCUGAUUUUGUUUUACAAAAAUGCUUUUGUGAUAUGUAUGUUACUGACUUGGUACUGAUUAGCCACUAUGCAAUUUUUAUUCAUUGGCUGAACCAUGCCAGGCUUGUAUGGUUUACUGCAAUCAGAAAUUUUUUUUUUACUCUCAUUGGCCAAAACACUGUGUGUGCAAAUAAGUUUUAUUUUCUGUGUGCAGGAAUAAGUUUGAAGCUUUCUGUGACAUUGGUCAGUCAUCCUUUGUUUUCUUUUUUGCAGAAAUAAUAUGGUUUGGCAGUUUAAUCCAGGCUGGACUUAAUUAAUGUACGCGUAUGCAAUUGUGUGCAUCAUAAUGCUUCCUAUGCUGCAUGAAGAUUUUUGUUUUGUUUGAACGUCAACAUGCAAUGGGAAUUGUAACUGCAACAUGCAAUGGGGAUAUGAAUGUGCUUUUAUUUUUGUUAUAAUAUGUGCUUAUCGAUAUAUAUCUUGGUUUAGCUUGAACAAAGUGCUUGUAUGCAAUGUUCACUCUGUCACACGAAUGCACUAUUUUUUUACAUUAUUUUUAAUAGCAUGUAUAUUUUAAAACUCAUUUACCAUUGGUAAAUACAUGUACAAUGUACAAUGUACAAGGUUAUAUAAAAUGCAUGUGAGUGAUGGGACAUCCAUUUAAUGACAUGGGCUAACUUCUGUGAAGUAGACUUGUAUUUUAGUCACCAAACAGUCUGAGUCUGAGUCACCUCUCCCGAGUCCGAGUCAUGUAGGUCAAGUCCGAGUCACGAGUCACAAUUGUCGACUCGAGUCCGAGUCACGAGUCAUGCAACUAAAGUUACAGUGAAACGCCGCUAUAACGAACACCACUAUAACGAACAUUUGAUUAUAACGAACGACCCCACGGGCUCCCGAAUUAGUGAAUUCUAUUAAUAUAAUGCACAAUUACUAUAACGAAUAACCAAUGUAGCGAAAACUUUCUGUGGACCCCAUCGUGUUCGUUAUAGCGGCGUUUCACUAGUACUAAGCGAAAUUCAUUGCUCAAAACUGGUACCUCUACUAUUAAGCAGAAAAUCAUCUGAGCACCAUGCAAUACACUCCAUAAUGUUUUAUUUUCUGCUAACCGUUGCAAGUUCUUCUUGCUCAGCACUUUGUAAAAGUGGCACAACAUCAUACAUGUACAAGUAUAGACAAACUGGAGAUGUUCACCUUCAAAUUAAACUUGUAAAAUACUAUGUAUUUUGGUUUAAAAUCUACAUUUUUGAUAUAACACGUGUGUAAUCAUAACCUUGGUAAUCACGAUUUUAAAUAUAAAUUACUUUUGAUUUGUAAAAAAUAAAAUAAAGUAUGCUUAAUGACGUUUCAAAA
Molecule: messenger RNA, 2225 nt
Organism: Patiria miniata (bat star)
Lineage: Eukaryota; Metazoa; Echinodermata; Asteroidea; Valvatida; Asterinidae
Product: protein SPATA45 homolog
Exons: 2
Coding region: 104-385 (93 amino acids)
Source: RefSeq, a predicted model, not a curated record